AGGCGGAAAGCAAAACAAACAAAUCCCACGCCCGUCCGCUUGUUCCCCGUGCUGCUUGCUGCGUGAGUGCCACGUCACUCAGACGCCACCGCCACCGCCACCUCUAUCUUCCUAGUCAGCGAGCGGGCGGGAUUGCCGGCGGCGGACCGCGGACGGGCGGAGAGAUGGUGGCGCCCGGGGUAGCAGGGGGAUCGCCGCCGUCUCGGUGGCCGUCGGAGGAGGAGCUUGACAUUGUACGGAAGAAGGUGGUGGAGAUUAGUGGAAGGGAUACAACAGAAGUUAGGGUGGUUGCUUGCCCCUACAGGAUUUGUCCUCUGGGGGCCCACAUUGAUCAUCAGGGUGGAAUUGUGACUGCUAUGACCAUCAAUUAUGGAGUGCUUCUUGGUUUUGUGCCCUCUGAUGAUGCUGAGGUUGUGCUCCAAUCUGGUCAAUUUAAAGGUGUUAUACGAUUCAGAGUUGAUGACUUGCAAAAGCCUAUUGAGAACCCGGAGAACAUAGACUGGGAAAGCUAUGCAAGAGGUGCAGUAUAUGCACUACAAAAUAGUGGAUAUGAUCUCAGAAAGGGCAUUAUAGGUUAUAUUUCUGGAGUAAAAGGACUUGACAGUUCAGGGCUUAGUUCCUCUGCAGCUGUUGGGAUUGCCUACUUGCUAGCUUUAGAAAAUGUAAAUGAUUUGGCCUUAUCACCAGUUGAUAACAUCCAGUUGGACAAGUGCAUUGAAAAUAAAUAUUUGGGUCUUGAAAAUGGUAUUCUAGAUCCAUCAGCCAUUUUACUUUCUCGACAUGGCUACCUCACCUUCAUGGACUGCAAGACUGCCUUGCCUUCCUACGUCUACUUCUCGGAACUGAGUAAAAGCCAGCAAUCUCAAGGGCAGCUGCCGUUCAAGAUUUUGUUGGCAUUUUCAGGUCUGCAACAUAACCUACCCAAGAAGCGCGGAUAUAAUACCCGAGUUUUUGAAUGCAAAGAGGCUGCAUGUGCACUUUUAUGUGCUCUAGGUUGUGAAGAUGCAUCAAGUAUACUUCGUAAUGUUGAACCAGGUGUGUACGAGUCCCAGAAGUGUAUAUUGGAAGAAAAUCUUGCCAGGAGAGCUGAGCACUACUUUUCUGAAAUGAAGCGAGUUGUUAAGGGAAGAGACGCAUGGGCUCGUGGGAACCUGCAAGAAUUCGGGCAGCUGGUCUCUGCAUCUGGCCGUAGCUCCAUUGUGAACUAUGAGUGUGGGAGCAAAGAGAUGAUAGAGCUCCACGAGAUCCUCCUGAAGGCGCCCGGCGUCCUGGGCGCGCGGUUCAGCGGCGCCGGCUUCAGGGGCUGCUGCCUUGCCAUCGUCGACCGCGACCAAGCGGAGGAGGCCGCGGCCCACGUUCGGGCCGAAUACGAGAAGGCCCAGCCCGAGGUGGUGAACAAGAUCCCAAUGGACCGUCGCGUGCUGGUCUGCGAGCCCGGAGACUCUGCGCGCGUCAUAUUGCCAUUGUCACACCACUCAUGACUCAUGAGCACCCUGUUGGUGUCGCCUUCUGUACAAGCUACGUACUUGAGCUCCUAGUUCAUUUGUGUAUGUUGCAGAACCAUUCGUUUGUUUGUUUCUUCUUUUCUUUUUGUUGAUGGGAGAUCCAUUCGUUUCUACCUAAGCAAUAAGCAUUAAGCAGUAAUGAAAUGUUCUCCCAAAACCUGUUGGUUUGGGUGGUAGUCGAAGGUGAGUCGCGCAAGCUUGGAGCUAGUUUUGUGAUAUUUUGCUUAAAAAAAAUGUAGUUUCUCGGCGUC
Brachypodium distachyon (stiff brome) is the source of this 1756-nucleotide messenger RNA. RefSeq names its product galacturonokinase. Gene Ontology annotation, biological process: galactose metabolic process. The transcript has 14 exons. The record is from RefSeq and is a predicted model, not a curated record. NCBI's taxonomy places the organism in Eukaryota, Viridiplantae, Streptophyta, Magnoliopsida, Poales, Poaceae. Gene Ontology annotation, cellular component: cytosol; cytoplasm. Bases 165 to 1481 code for a protein of 438 amino acids. Gene Ontology annotation, molecular function: ATP binding; galactokinase activity.